Molecule: messenger RNA, 3327 nt
Organism: Zophobas morio
Lineage: Eukaryota; Metazoa; Arthropoda; Insecta; Coleoptera; Tenebrionidae
Exons: 8
Coding region: 308-3217 (969 amino acids)
Source: RefSeq, a predicted model, not a curated record
UACCCACUCAGUAAAGGCAGUGAGCGAGCGAAAGUCGCGCGUUAAACAAAAUGUUAACAGUACUGCUGUAGUAUAGUAUAGUUUUUUCUCGUGAGUGCGUGUGUGUGGUGGCUACUAAACACGGAAUUAAGACUUCUUCCUUCGUACCACCAAAGGAGUUACGCUCUGCUGGAGCCACAAGGAACCAAGGCGGAAGAAGUGCGCUUUGUACUGUGGAAGACACUUUUGAUGGCACUUGCUACAUGUAAGAAUUGCGAUCUGCCGAAUAACAUCUUCCCGAAUAUGUCGGCAUUAGGAACGUGGAAUUAUGGGAAAUAUCGGUAGCCAAACUGGCCAAAUCACCCCGCGUCCACCCGAAGAGCAAUGGGCACACUCUUUCCCCAGAACGCAACCUAGGCUGCACCAACCGCCCAAGGUUCUUCCAGAACGGGAUGCAAGGCAAAAGCUGCGACAUACCAACAACGGAGACAUACUUCAAUCCGGAGGUACCCUCAGUGGAAGACAUCAACAAAACCGACUUUCGUUGCGAGAAGAUGAGAGUCCCGAGGAGUUCAUCCCUUACGAAAAACCCCCACGGACAUAUCUCUCUAAUCAGAGAGACCCUUUGCACAAAUCUGGCAACAGAUAUACUCAAGCCAUGGACUACAACAAACAGUAUCAAAAUGGCUUCAACCACAACGCGUACAAAGAAAGCAUGAAGAAGUUUGGUUCGGAGCCGGAUUUGCGACAACCCAAGGGGAUGGAAACCCAAGAUCGAGCACGAGGGAAGAAGAAAUACAAAGCCCCGCCUCCUCCAAAUUUAGAAAUGGUGGAGAGGUCACACCUAGAAUGGGACGAAAACUCCAGUGGUGACAACGGCCCCAAUCGUAGAGCUCGCCUCUUCAAAACGCGAGCCGAAACAAAGAAAAUAUACUCUAGUCCUGUACAUAAACAUAAAUCUUUAGAAAAACACGAAGAAAUAGUUCAAAUUAGAGAUCGCGAAAGAAACCCGGAUUUACGUUCCAAUCGAUUGUCGCUUCCUGAAAUGAUCACACCGAACUUCCACCAGGAACUGAAGGAAGUUACUAAACGCUUAAGACACACCCGUGCCUCCACUGAUAACACGAUCGCAGAAAUCAAUAACCGGAAUAAAGAAAAGUUGAAGACCCUUGACCACAAUAUACACAAGAAGGACAAUAUUAGACAAAGACUGAAGCAGAUGGAAACCGUGGAAGAAAAGAAGGCGGAAGUGCGAGGCGACGGUUCGGGGAAGGAGUCGUCGUCGCCGGAACAGGCGUCUCCUAGGGUCAUCCGAAAAGACCAACCGAAGACUUUCUAUUUCGGAAUGGACGAACCGAUGCAGAAUGAUGACUACAAUAACGAUAUUGUUGAUCAUUUUGCGUCGAAUCUUCAUUCAAUGACACACAUUCAAAAAGUCGCUAACUCAUCCGAGUCGGAUAUUUCAAGUGAAAUCGAAGUCGAUGAAAAUCAUGGCGUUAGGAAUGGUAUUGAUUUGCAAUUACGUCCAAUUUUACCGAAGAAGCAGUUGGAAAUACCGAGGUUUUCGCCUGCAGCUGCCUGGCGACUGUUAUCAGCGGUUGAUACUAACCCGGUCGCUAGCACUAUAGCUAGUGACGACGUGCCCGUGUUCAUUGAAGACAGGAUAGAGAAGUAUUCGAGACCGCCGCCUCCGACUAUGCAAGGCGGGCAAAGAUCCAGCAACGAUAAAUCCGGCGAUUCGGGAAUUUCGGGAGACGCGGGUCCCACCGGCUACGAUGAUAGUCCAGAAGGAAUAAUGAAUUCCCGCAACAGUCUUCUGAUGCCGCCGUCACGAAGUCAAGGGAUUUCGUGGACGCCUCAGCAAGACCUCGGCGACGAUUCCAGCAUGGAGGAAGGUUUGAACAACGACAACUCGUACAAAUCGCGCCAAACGAAAUACUCCAACAAACCCCACGUCUUCAGUUUAUCGUUACCACGUGACAAUCACCUAUCUGCUUACAUGUCCGAUAAAAGUUCGUACUCAGGUCUGCAGAAGCUCAAACGAUCAGUGUCUGGUGUUCUAGGCAACUUAAGCAACAAGAAGGAUCUAAUGCAAGCAAAUGUAUGCCAAGACCAGAGUGACAAUUGGUUUCUCAGCAAAUCCGCCCCCAACUCUCUCAACAACGGCUUCAACUCCCUUGAACUAAAAAAUUCGAGCAAAUCUGAAGAAAAGGACCAACUUUUAGUGCCAAAUUCCAAAAGCGCAGGUCGUUUGAUGUACUUGCCAGAGUUUGAUAAUACCCAGGAUCACCGACAUGCUAGAUCAAAAACCAAGGACGAAAUCCGCGAACGGUCGAAAAGCGCGGACCGAUCUAGAAGCAACCACAAACUGAGCGCAUUUUCGAAAUCGUGCGAAAACAUCAACGGGGAAAUUAAAUCGUCGUCGGAACCAGAACCCGAAGAUCUGCAAGAUCCUCCUCGAGCGUUUGACGAUUCGAAGAACUGGCACCGGAAACCUAAACGGUUCACCUUUCAAAGUACGGUAAGACAAAUCGAAAGGCGACGACUCGCCGAAAAGCUAUCCCGAGAGGCAGAGAAGAAAGAAAAGCAGCGACUGCGAGAGUUGGAAGCGAUGCAGAAAGUGGAAGAAGAGUUCCAGAAGAAGAGAGCGAGAGAAAAAGCGAGCAUCCGUCAGCAGUUGCGUUUGUUUUCUAUGGACGACGUGGCGUGGACUAGUCUACCUCCAAAUUUGGAACCGAAAGAUGAGGUGCGCCAGGAACCCGAUGGUGCUGUAUCUUCUUCAACUGCGUCAUCACCGUCGUUACACAAAUCCGACCAAACGAAGAAAGUUUAUCAAAAGAAUAAAAAAACCACCGGGAACAACGGGAAUCACAAUAAACAUAGACCUAGUUCUGAGAGUAGUGAAGACGCGAGAACUAAAGCUCAAGUGACGCAAGUUUUAUCAGAAUAUAGACACCCACAAAGGGAGUAUAAAGAGUAUACAGGGAGUACGCGUUACUUAAGUGACCUGAAUGAAGUAAAUCAUACCAAAACGACAGUUCAUCCGCAAGUCACGUGUAAUAUGCCAAAAGCAAAGCAAGGUUCAAAUAAAACUAGUGGUACGAAUUAUAGGAAGGAUUUUGCUCAUGGAGUUAAGAGUACAAGGUCUGGGGGAAGCAGUUAUUCCGAGGAUUCUCAAUCUAGGAAUAAUUCACCUAGAAUGUAUCAUAAUAAGUAUGCUCCAAUCACAAGGUUUUAAUGUGUUAUUAUAAAGUCAGUUAACCCACUGUACCUAUGUAUUUUAACAAUUUAUUCAUUUUAUUAUAAAGUGUAUAUACUACAAUGAAAAAUAAAUUUUAUAAUGACUUC